Botrytis deweyae is the source of this 2334-nucleotide messenger RNA. RefSeq lists its product as uncharacterized. The record is from RefSeq and is a predicted model, not a curated record. The transcript is spliced from 2 exons. Gene Ontology annotation, molecular function: holo-[acyl-carrier-protein] synthase activity; magnesium ion binding. The coding region runs from base 1 to 2334 and encodes 777 amino acids. NCBI's taxonomy places the organism in Eukaryota, Fungi, Ascomycota, Leotiomycetes, Helotiales, Sclerotiniaceae.
AUGCCACGAGCAUUCCCGCUUCCUGUUAACAUUGGAACCGACAUUUGCAGAAUCAGUCGCAUUCAGGAUAUCCUAACGAAGCAUCAAUCGAAAUAUGCACAUCGAUUUAUCAGAAGGAUAUUCACUCCACAGGAGCAAGUGUGGUAUCGACCGAGGUUAUUGCCAUUGAUCGAAUACCUCUAUUUUAUGGAACGAAGGGAGUUUAUUCAGGGGAAAAUAGAAAAGCAAGAAAGAUGGAAGGCGAAAAGCUUGGAGGCGUUGAUAGGACUCGUUACGCCGAAAGAGACGCCUCUGCUGAAUAGUACUGCCGCGAAUGAUAGCCCUGUCGGUUCUUUGAUAUGGCCUACCCACGGCGCGCAAGAAGAUCUGAAGAAAUUGACAAAAGAGGAAGAGGAAUCAAUUUUACUUCAAUUGAAAGAAAAUGUGCACGGAGUUGCGAGAUUUGUGGCUGGCCGUUUUGCGGCGAAAGAAGCAGCGAAGAAAGCAUUUAGCAAAAGAAAAUUGAAUUUCCACGACAUUACAAUUGACAGCCCAUCUCUGGAUAACCUCAGGUCUAGAGCACCCGUCACACUCAUUAAAUCAGCAGCAGGACAGGAGGACCAGAUAGUACCGAUGAGUAUAAGUCAUGAUGGAGAUUAUGCGACUGCUGUGUGUAUGUCUUGUGAGGAUGUUGCUCCUCCACCUACGCCAGAUCUUCAACAGAUAGAACCUAUGUUAGCCCGCCUUCUCGAUGAAAUAACGAUUAAACGAUUAGAGCUACCGGCAGUAUCAUCCAGAUCUUUAGACAAGGGCAAACGAACACCCGAUUCAAGCCUGAAAGAUUCUACUUUAGAAAAAUCUUCAGAAAGACUUUCGACUCCACUCCAGAAGAUACCGGUAAAAUUGACAAGUCCAAUUACUGGAAGGUUGUCAGAAAUUUUGAAUUCUACUCCGGGCGGUGGAUCAAAGAUCUCGGUUCCUGAAGUCAAGGAAGAUCUGAACGAUUCCGAAGUCUCGGAUCUUGUUCAACCUGGGGCCUCUUCAUCUUCUAUGAACGACGUGAUUGAUAGUAAUUCGGAUGUUUCAAAAAUUCCAAUUCAUGAUCCGUCAGAAGCCUCAUUGCCCGCAUCUAAUGACCCAGCGAUCAGAUAUCAUUUGAGUCGUGCAAGUGCCUUCAAUUCUUUCAAUGUUGAUCUGCUGAACAAAUCUUUCAACCGUAACUCUCCUGAUUCACAAGCCAGAGGAUUUAAUUAUAAGGGCAUCCAAAUGAGUGGCUACCAACCGACCGAAGACACACAGAAUAGGACAGAGUUUGUACAGGAAUCUGAUAAUACUCCUUUUUCUCAACCCAAAGGUCGUUCAUCCACGUGGAUUGGAAGAUCUGACAACCAAUCGACCGAAUACCCUCAACAUGAUCGAGGUUUUUCACAACCAUCUAAUGAUGCUCUUGUUCAUCGCUCUGAUGUUUGGACAUGUAAAUCGGAAGGAUGUGGUUGUCAAAACAGUAUCUAUGAUCACCGGUGUGUGAACUGUGGUACCGAGCGCCUUGAGGGUUGGGCCAAUUGGAUAGAUCUAGACAGUAAAUAUAAUGAAAGGUUGGCAGAAUCCUCGAAUCAUGUUGGGCUCCCAUUUAAGAUCGAUCCGGCUCAAGAGGAAGAGAAAAAGAUGAGGAUAGCAAAUCGUCAAGCGAGACUACACGAACGAUCGCAAAGUAUCUAUGGAUUGCCAACAUAUUUAGAUCCUAAAAUAAUCAAAAAGAAUGUCGAGAACAGUCUUAAUGUCAUAGGAAUUCCCCUCGGCACAACGAAUGAAGAAUUAAUCGAGGCUUUCAAGGGAAGAUGUACAGCCAUAAAAGGAUAUGUCAGGUAUUCGAAACGGGGCACUGUGUAUGGUUCAGUCGUCUUAUCACGAGAGCGCGAAGCAAAUAAACUGCGACAUAUGGAUAGAAAACCCAACGAAUUACCCAAGAUCAGGGGCCACAAGCUAAGAAUGGUCAAGGCGGAUGAUUGGCUCAGAGCAUUCCUGAGGGAGUAUGGAUCAGGCGCUCGAAUUUGGGACUGGAGGGCGGAUUUCUGGACCACGGAUGUUUUCCAUCGGUAUGAUAAGAAGGAGUGUGAGGAACAUGCGAAAGAGCAGCUGGAGGUGUGGAAAGAGAUUCAGCGAAAGGAACAGGGGCAACUGGAAGCGGAUGAAAAGAAGAUGCGGAAGAAAUUGGCGAAGUUGGAGAAGGGUUUGGCGGAGAAGGGCACGAGGAAGUUGGCGAAGUUGGUGGAUGAAAUGAAGCAGAAGUUGGAGAUGACGGAGAGGGAAGGGUUGAGGAGGGGGUUGAAGGAGCUGGGGGGAGAGAAGGAAUAG